AUGUCAACGGGCAUUCUGGACGCCAAUCGGACUUUUUGGACACCUCCGGUCCGACUGCGGCACACUGACUGCAGCAACCCUCGUCUCUCCUUCCCACGACGUCAACUAACCUGGAUCGUCCUAGCGAGCCCCCACUAUCAUCUUCUCCUUCUUCUUCUUCUUCUUCUUCUUCUUCUUCUUCUUCUUCUUCCUCCUCCUCCGCCUCCUGCUCCUCCUCCUGAUCCUCCUCCUCCUCUUUCGCAACCUGCACCUCCUCCUCAUCAGCAUCUGGUGAUGUGGCUUCUGACAUGUCCGUCAAACCUACAAACAAUCAUGACAACCUAACAAACGCCAACACCACCACCACCACCACCACCACCAACACCACCACCACCACCACCACCACCACCACAGCAAACACUGAUUAUAAGGACCCGGUCUAUACCCCUCCGAAUUGCGAUCCUCCCUUCACCACACACAUUGGCCUGGUCGGUCAUUUGCGAAUUCAUCGCACAGAGGCUGGAGAACCAGUGUCUGGAGAACCGACCUACACCCGUCGAACCUGCCAACACUGCCCAUAAUUCACUCACACAUUUAUUCACCGCACGUGUCUAUUCGGUCACAAUCGCGUUCACGAAAACCCGCUGUAGACAACUGCCAGCAGCAACAUUCCAUUUCAGCCUCAAUCACCAGAAUCGGCAGUCUGUCCAGCUGGGUGUGUGUUUUGCGGCCGUCACGGCACCUACUCAAUCGAUCUGUGACACUCUGAAGCAUGCGAGGAGAUAGUGUGUGCUUCGUCGGUGGUGGCUGCCAGUCGAAGUCGACAACCUUCCUAACGCUGCUGCCCCUGCCGCCGCCGGCGAGGCCGUCGAUGUUGCUGCCGAGACCGCCUCCGUUGAGGACCGCUGGUGUCAACUGCGGGAUACAAUCCAGUCGACAACCCUAGACCUCCUCGGUCGCGCUCCCCGCCAAAUCCAGGACUGGUUCGACGACAAUGAGGCCGUCAUCAGCAAUCUGCUUGCCGAGAAGAACCGCCUACACAAAGCCUACGCAGAUCACCCCACUGCGGACAACAAAGCUGCUUUCUACCGCAGUCGCCGCCAACUUCAGCAACGACUGAGUGAGAUGCAGGACGCCUGGACUGCUCGCAAAGCUGAGGAGAUCCAAGGCUAUGCGGACCGCAACGAAUGGAAGAACUUCUUCUCUGCGAUCAAAGCUGUCUACGGUCCGCCGACGAAGGGCACUACUCCUCUCCUCAGCGCCGACGGGAGCACUCUCAUGACUGAGAAAACGCACAUUUUACAGCGAUGGGCCGAGCAUUUCCGAGGCGUCCUCAACCGCCCUUCCGUCAUCUCCGAAGCCGCCAUCGCCCGCUUGCCGCAAGUGGCAACCAACGCGGACCUCGACCUCCCGCCAUCUCUCCAGGAAACGAUCAGGGCCGUGCAGCAGCUCUCCAGCGAAGAGCACCAGGAUCGGACGCAAUCCCUGCUGAGGUCUACAAGCACGAAGGUCCCCAACUGAUGGAUCACCUGACUGCGCUCUUCCAGGAGAUGUGGCGUCAAGGUGAAGUCCCGCAAGAUUUUAAGGACGCAACCAUCGUGCAUCUCUACAAGCGAAAAGGGAACCGCCAAAUCUGCGACAAUCACCGCGGCAUCUCCUUGCUGAACAUCGCCGGGAAGAUCUUCGCUCGCAUCCUUCUCAACCGCCUCAACAACCAUCUCGAACAUGGCCUACUGCCGGAGACCCAAUGCGGCUUCCGCCGACAUCGUGGGACCACGGAUAUGAUCUUUGCCGCCUGCCAACUUCAGGAGAAGUGUCAGGAGAUGCGGACCCACCUGUACUCUACCUUCGUGGACCUGACGAAAGCCUUCGACACGGUGAAUCGUGAAGGACUGUGA
Molecule: messenger RNA, 1877 nt
Organism: Spirometra erinaceieuropaei
Lineage: Eukaryota; Metazoa; Platyhelminthes; Cestoda; Diphyllobothriidea; Diphyllobothriidae
Source: the annotation of a GenBank genome assembly